This is a messenger RNA of Dovyalis caffra, 366 nucleotides long. Lineage: Eukaryota; Viridiplantae; Streptophyta; Magnoliopsida; Malpighiales; Salicaceae. The record is from the annotation of a GenBank genome assembly.
AUGUUAAUAUGGGGUUGGGAGUUUAAAAAGUUUUCAUGCCCCAAUCUUACAGUUAUAUGCUUUUCCUGUAGGAGUUUUGCUGCUGUUAGUGUGGAUCCUGCUAUAAUGGGUGUAGGCCCAGCCGCCGCAAUUCCUGCUGUAGUGAAAGCUGCUGGACUUGAGCUUAAUGAUAUUGACCUAUUUGAAAUAAAUGAGGUGGUGGGCUUCAACGAAUGCAUUUGCAUCGCAGUAUGUUUAUGUAUUAAGAAGCUGGAGCUCGAUCCAGAAAAACUUAAUGUGAAUGAUGGUGCACUUGCUCUUGGGUAUCCUUUAGAUGCUACAGGUAUUCACUGUGACAGUUUUUGUGAGACUGAGUUUAUGUUUUAA